Messenger RNA from Prosopis cineraria, 4454 nucleotides. RefSeq names its product cellulose synthase A catalytic subunit 6 [UDP-forming]-like. The transcript is spliced from 14 exons. Gene Ontology annotation, molecular function: cellulose synthase (UDP-forming) activity. The record is from RefSeq and is a predicted model, not a curated record. NCBI's taxonomy places the organism in Eukaryota, Viridiplantae, Streptophyta, Magnoliopsida, Fabales, Fabaceae. Bases 721 to 4005 code for a protein of 1094 amino acids. Gene Ontology annotation, biological process: cellulose biosynthetic process; plant-type primary cell wall biogenesis. Gene Ontology annotation, cellular component: trans-Golgi network; plasma membrane.
UAGAUAAGACAAGGUUUUCUUUAUUUUCAAGCAAAUCAAGAAGACGGUAUAAAUGCUACUGUCCGGAUUAUGCCGACGAAAGUUCACAUUUUCCGGGCUUAGAAAAGUGCCCCAAGUUUCUUUCUUCAAGAUUUAAUGCCCGAGCGCUGAAAGUUUUAUUAGUUCUUGUCACCGGCAUCCGGUGGGUGCACAGCUCAGCGCCACCGCCAUCCCCUGGGCCCCACCACCUCAGUUAAGAAAUUCGCUGAUUUUUUUUUUUUUAAAUCUCUCUCAUUAUUUCUCGAUCUCUCUGUCUUUGUCCCCUCCUUUCUUCGCAUCUCCUCUCUUACGCGUCUUCAUCUCCACACACGCCCCCAACCCUCAUCUCUUUGUACUUACUGCCUCCCUUCCCCCUUCUCUUUCUCUCUCUCAAUUUCGCCGUAGAUUAGGAGUUAGGACCAGCCUGGUCACAGCGGAGACUUAGCUUCUGAAAGAAUCAAAAUAGCAGCGCGCCUCCAGACUUUUUUCUGCUAUCUCUUCAAUGCUAAAGUCAUUUUCGAUCCUGUUGCUUUUCUUUACGAGAGGUUUGGCUUUCUUGUGAUGCUUGCUGUUCUGGGCCUUCUUCUCCAAUGCGAAAGCGGAUCUGAGUGACUAGUCGUAGCAGUCUCAGAAGAACAUUUGUUUUGAGCUGGGGCUUCUUGAUUUGGGGACUUGGGACUUGUUUACUCUGACUCGUUUGUGAUGCAUACCGGAGGACGACUCAUCGCUGGUUCUCACAACAGGAAUGAGUUCGUCCUGAUCAAUGCAGAUGAGAAUGGGCGGAUUAGGUCUGUCCAAGAAUUAAGUGGACAAAUAUGUCAGAUUUGCGGGGAUGAGAUAGAAAUUACGGUUGAUGGGGAACCGUUUGUUGCUUGCAAUGAAUGUGCUUUCCCUGUUUGUCGUCCUUGCUAUGAGUAUGAGAGAAGGGAGGGAAAUCAGGCAUGUCCACAGUGUAAAACCAGAUACAAACGCAUCAAAGGUAGUCCAAGGGUUGAGGGUGAUGAGGAUGAGGAUGACAUUGAUGACUUGGACAACGAAUUUGAUUAUGGGGACCCUGAUUCCUUGGGCCCACACCUAAUGUCAGAUGGAUGCCUUCACACUGGUCGUGGUUGUAAUUCUAAUAAUGCCUCUGGAAUCCCAGCAAAUUUGGAUCAUGCAUCCUCCCUCAAUUCUGAAUUUCCUCUCUUGACGUAUGGGGAAGAGGUUUCUGAGAUAUCUUCUGAUCAGCAUGCUCUAAUUGUUCCACCAUACAUGAAUCAUGGAAAUAGAGUCCAUCCCAUGCCCUAUAAUGAUCCAUCCGUUCCUUUGCAACCCAGGCCUUUGGCUCCCAACAAGGACCUUGCAGUGUAUGGGUAUGGAAGUGUACAUUGGAAAGACCGGAUGGAAGAGUGGAAGAAAAGGCAGGGUGACAAACUUCAGGUGGUGAAGCAUGAAGGGCAUAAUGGUGGAAACUUUGGUGAUGCCUUGGAUGACUCUGAUCUGCCUAUGAUGGAUGAAGGCAGGCAGCCACUGUCACGGAAGCUUCCAAUCCCUUCAAGCAAGAUAAAUCCAUACAGAAUGAUCAUAAUAACCCGCCUUAUAAUUCUUGGGCUUUUUUUCCAUUAUAGAAUUCUCCAUCCAGUUAACGACGCAUAUGCCCUGUGGUUGACAUCCGUCAUAUGUGAAAUAUGGUUUGCUGUAUCCUGGAUUAUGGAUCAGUUUCCAAAGUGGUACCCAAUAAAGCGAGAAACAUACCUUGAUCGGCUAUCACUUAGGUAUGAAAAAGAAGGGAAGCCUUCUGAGUUAUCCAGUGUGGAUGUGUUCGUCAGUACCGUCGAUCCCUCAAAAGAACCUCCACUAAUAACCGCAAACACUGUGCUUUCCAUCCUUGCUGUUGAUUAUCCAGUCGAUAAAGUUGCUUGCUAUGUCUCUGAUGAUGGUGCUGCCAUGCUCACUUUUGAAGCACUUUCCGAGACAUCUGAAUUUGCUAGAAAAUGGGUCCCCUUUUGUAAGAAAUACAAUAUUGAGCCCCGGGCCCCAGAAUGGUAUUUUAGUCAGAAGAUUGACUAUCUGAAAAACAAAGUACAUCCAGCAUUUGUCAGGGAAAGGAGGGCAAUGAAGAGGGAUUAUGAAGAAUUCAAGGUGAGGAUUAACAGCUUGGUGGCAACAGCGCAGAAGGUUCCUGAGGAUGGAUGGACCAUGCAGGAUGGGACUCCAUGGCCUGGAAACAACGUUAGAGAUCAUCCUGGCAUGAUUCAGGUAUUCCUUGGUCAGGAUGGUGUUCCUGAUGUUGAAGGAAAUGAGUUGCCUCGCUUAAUUUAUGUAUCUCGAGAAAAGAGACCAGGAUUUGAUCACCACAAAAAGGCUGGGGCUAUGAAUGCUUUGGUACGAGUGUCAGCGAUUCUCUCAAAUGCACCUUAUCUUCUGAAUGUCGAUUGUGAUCACUACAUUAACAAUAGCAAGGCGCUUAGAGAAGCUAUGUGUUUUAUGAUGGAUCCUCAAUCUGGGAAAAAAGUAUGCUAUGUGCAAUUCCCUCAAAGAUUUGAUGGAAUUGAUCGCCAUGAUAGAUACUCAAAUAGAAAUGUUGUAUUUUUUGAUAUCAACAUGAAAGGAUUGGAUGGCUUGCAAGGACCAAUUUAUGUUGGAACUGGGUGUGUUUUCAGGAGGCAAGCACUUUAUGGAUAUGAUGCACCUGCCAAGAAGAAGCGCCCUAGCAAAACCUGCAACUGUUGGCCAAAGUGGUGCUGCUGCCUUUGCUUCUGUUUUAGAAAGAAAAAGAACGGAAAGUCCAAAACGAAGACAAAGAAGAGGGUGAAGCUUGGGGAUGCAUCAAAGCAGAUUCAUGCGCUCGAAAAUAUUGAGGGAACUGAAGGGGUUAAGGAGGAGAGGUCAUCCGAUCUCACUCAAAUGAAGUUGGAGAAGAGAUUUGGGCAGUCUCCUGUGUUUGUGGCUUCGACACUUCUGGAACACGGUGGACUUCCACCAAAUUUGAGUCAUGCAUCUCUUUUAAAAGAAGCUAUCCAAGUCAUCAGCUGUGGUUAUGAAGACAAAACUGAGUGGGGGAAAGAGGUUGGUUGGAUAUACGGUUCUGUUACAGAGGAUAUAUUGACUGGAUUUAAAAUGCAUUGCCAUGGUUGGAGAUCUGUUUAUUGCAUCCCUAAGCGGCCUGCAUUUAAGGGAUCAGCUCCAAUCAACCUUUCAGAUCGUCUACACCAGGUUCUUCGAUGGGCUCUUGGUUCAGUUGAGAUAUUCUUGAGCAAACAUUGCCCAAUCUGGUAUGGCUACGGUGGUGGGUUAAACUGGUUGGAGCGAUUUUCUUAUAUUAAUUCUGUCGUAUAUCCAUGGACUUCCCUUCCAUUGCUGGUUUACUGUACCCUACCAGCUAUAUGCCUUUUGACCGGAAAAUUUAUAGUGCCUGAGAUUAGCAACUACGCCAGUCUUAUCUUCAUGGCCCUCUUCAUAUCCAUUGCAGCAACUGGUAUUCUUGAGAUGCAGUGGGGUGGUGUCGGUAUAGAUGAUUGGUGGAGAAAUGAGCAAUUCUGGGUUAUUGGAGGUGUUUCUUCUCAUCUUUUUGCCCUUUUCCAGGGUUUACUGAAGGUUUUGGCUGGUGUGGACACAAAUUUCACUGUCACCUCGAAAGCUGCUGAUGAUGGAGAGUUUUCAGAGCUCUACAUCUUCAAGUGGACUUCACUAUUAAUUCCUCCAACUACCUUAUUGAUCAUCAACAUUGUUGGGGUUGUGGUCGGUGUCUCAGAUGCCAUAAACAAUGGGUAUGACUCAUGGGGUCCUCUCUUUGGUAGGUUAUUCUUUGCCCUCUGGGUCAUCAUCCAUCUUUACCCGUUCCUGAAGGGGUUACUUGGAAAGCAAGAUCGUAUGCCGACCAUCGUAUUGGUCUGGUCAAUCCUGCUGGCUUCCAUCUUAACUCUCAUGUGGGUUCGAAUCAACCCUUUUGUUUCGAAAGAUGGACCUGUGUUAGAAAUUUGUGGUUUGAAUUGUGACCAGUCAUGAAUAAACGGCUGAAAUUGUGGUUCAGCUAGACUACUCCUGGUUGCCUUGCUUGGUGGAAGAAGGAAUUUCACCAGAUACAGCACGCGUGGUGAUGUUGCACGAAUUUUUGGAUGCAAGUAUUUUUGUGGUUUGUAGAUAAAGAGGAAGGGGAUUGAAGGCUGACACAUUGUUACCUACAAUUGCGGGUUUUCCAUUUAUUCUUUGAUUACAUUUCCGUUGGGGGGUGGGGGUUAAGUGUCAUUCUUUUCUUUUCUUUUUUCCCGGUUUCUUUGUAUUUUUAUAAGAUCAUUGAAUGAUAAAUAUUUCCCCUCCUUGAAGUGAGGGAUCUUAAGAAUCUCAAGCGAGUAGUCCUGUGUUGAAGUAUGGUUCUUGUCCAAAACCCUGGAGACUGGGAGUAUGUGCUCCUCGUCUGUUUUGUCAACAUCUAUUGAUAUUCUGUUCUGUUUCCA